Messenger RNA from Lates calcarifer (barramundi perch), 2179 nucleotides. RefSeq names its product cytochrome P450 2J4-like. Gene Ontology annotation, molecular function: heme binding; oxidoreductase activity, acting on paired donors, with incorporation or reduction of molecular oxygen, reduced flavin or flavoprotein as one donor, and incorporation of one atom of oxygen; iron ion binding. Gene Ontology annotation, cellular component: cytoplasm; intracellular membrane-bounded organelle. The record is from RefSeq and is a predicted model, not a curated record. Gene Ontology annotation, biological process: xenobiotic metabolic process. NCBI's taxonomy places the organism in Eukaryota, Metazoa, Chordata, Actinopteri, Centropomidae.
CAUCUGACUGACUGUGCAGCCGUGACGGCACAGUUACCACUAUAUAAUAGAUAAUAAGCUAUAAUAAUGGAGACCAUAUACAAUGUACUGGGCCUGGACUGGAUCGACAGCUGGAGUGUUUUGAUAUUUCUGUGUGUUUUUCUGCUGUUGGCUGAUGUUUUGAAGAACAGAGCCCCAGCAAAUUUUCCUCCUGGACCGUGGGCUAUUCCUUUUCUUGGUGACCUUCCUCGCUUCAAUCCCAACAGACUUCACCUGCAGUUCUCAGAGUUUGCAGAGAAAUAUGGAAAUGUUUUCAACCUUCGCCUCUUUGGUGCAAGGAUUGUGAUUGUAAAUGGCCAUAAACUGGUGAGAGAAGCCCUGAUCCAGAAACGAGAUGACUACAUAGAUCGUCCCAGUAUACCACUUUUUGAUGAAUUCAUUGGGAAUAACGGUCUUGUGCUAUCAAAUGGUAAUCCAUGGAAGCAGCAGAGGAGAUUUGCUCUUUAUACUCUCAGAAACUUUGGUUUGGGAAAGAAAGGCCUGGAGCCCACCAUCCAGCAGGAGUGCCAGUAUCUCACUGAGGCUUUUGCAGUUCAGAAAGGAAAGCCCUUUGAUGCCCAGUUACUGAUAAAAAAAGCUGUGUCCAACAUUAUUGGCUAUUUGGUGUUUGGGGAACGAUUUGAGUACAAUGACAAGCAGUUCCAGUCUAUCCUUCUGAAUUUCAAUGAGAUACUGGCCUCACAGGGAGAUUUAUCUGUACAGCUUUACAACACAUGGCCCAGGCUCAUGAGGUGGCUGCCUGGAUCUCACAAGAAGAUAUUUACUGAGGUUCAGAAGAUUAUUGACUUUAUCAAAAUCAAGAUCAAAGAACACAGAGAAAACCUCGACCCGUCAUCACCAAGAGACUACAUCGAUGCCUUCCUUAUAAAAAUGGGAGAGAAAGAAGACAAAGAUUCUGGCUUUGAUUCAGACAAUUUGGGUUUUUGCACCCUGGACCUGUUCGGUGCUGGAACUCAAACUACUACCACUACUUUACACUGGGGACUGCUAUACAUGAUCUACUACCCUCACAUACAAGAGAGAGUCCAGGCUGAGAUAGAUACUGUGGUUGGUUCAUCCAGACAGCCCUCUCUGAGUGACAGAGAAAAAAUGCCUUAUACUGAUGCAGUCAUCCAUGAGAUCCAGAGAAUGGGGAACAUCCUCCCCCUCAAUAUCUUCCACAUGGCGAACAAGGACACCACAAUCAAUGAAUACACAAUCCCAAAGGGCACCAUUGUUAUGCCCAUUCUGCACUCAGUCCUACAUGAUGAGUCGAUGUGGGAAACCCCACACUCCUUCAACCCUCAACACUUUCUGGACGAGGAUGGUAAAUUUAGGAAGAGAGAGGCUUUCCUUCCCUUUUCAGCAGGUAAACGUGUGUGUCUUGGGGAGCAGCUGGCCAGGAUGGAGUUGUUCCUCUUCUUUACCUCCCUCCUUCAGAGGUUUUCCUUCUCUGCACCUGCUGGAGAGCAGCCCAGUCUGGAGUUCAAGUUGGGAGCCACUCGCUUUCCCAAACCUUACCGCCUUUGUGCCGAGCCACGAUAAAACACCAACUGUUCCAAGCUGAGCCAUGUCUGUCUCUCAACACAAAGAAUCACUGUGUUCAACUGCAAAUAAUUUGGAAGUAGUUUUGUUCUCAAUCAUUGAGCCCUCUCAAUAAACCUUUGCAUAGGCCUAUAAUUAAAGUAAACUACGAUAUUCAAAUAUGCAAUAAAAGCUUUAAAAAGUUUGAAUUUUAAAAAUCAAAGGGAACUAUAUUCCUACUUUGCUUUCCACUGCACAUUGUAUUUGUCAGUUUUUCCAAAACUUAAUUUGCUUGUGUGUAAAUAAAUUAGACUGAUACGUAGCUUAUGCUUCUCACUCAGACCCCUAUGUUUUCACAUGGUGGUUUCAGUCUGAGGUUUGGCAGCUGAGAAAAACAUUUAGAGAAUACCAAGCUGCCAGGCUGAGUGGUGUUUAUCAGUUUGACGAUGUGUGAUACCUGCUGUCAUUAGGAAUUUAAGUUUGCAUUAAACUGGGUAAUUCAGCUGGCUUCCAUGAUGUAUGAAGAUUGUGUUCCAGAAAAUGUCAGUAAACAAUUUCACCUGUAUUUGAAGACUUUCACAAUAUUUGUUGUCUCCCUGCAUCAAGCACCAACUUCUGUCACUUUAAAAAAUAAAAA